AUAACAUCCUCGGUGUUAUUAAUCAUUUACUAUUAGAAUAUUUUAGAUCAUAUCCUUUCGAAGUUAUACACAAUUAAUGGUAAUAUUAUUAUAUGAUACAAUUUUUUCGAAAAAUUCAUAAAUACAAUUAAUAUAACUACAAUACAAUAUAGUUCAGUUAAAAAGGUAAAAUGGGGAAUUUCAAGAAUAUAUUGACCAGUUUCGUUUAUUUAUUAAUUUUAUUCCCUUCUGGGUUCUUUUUCUCUGGAUCAAGCCUGUUUUGUGAAGCCAAAAAUGAAACCGACGACGUCAAAGUCCUCACUGAUGACACUUUCGAUAAAUUCCUCACCGAAAAUAAAUUAGUUAUGGUCAAAUUCUACGCUGACUGGUGUGUACAUUGUAAGAAUCUGGCUCCAGAGUAUUCAAAGGCAGCUAAGAUGCUCAAGGAUGAGAAGUCUGAUGUUGUCUUCGCCAAGGUCAGGAACGAAGAAGGUGUAAAUCUCAUGGAACGCUUCAACGUCAGAGGGUUUCCAACUCUCUAUUUCUUCAAAAACGGCACAGAAGUUGAAUAUUCCGGCUCCAGAGAUGCUCCCGGACUGGUAUCGUGGGUUAAAGAAUUGUCAACACCUGGAGUCAAGUUUGUCGAAGAUCCCUCAGUGUUGCCAAUGGACAAAGUUUUCGUUGUCUCCUAUUCAGAUUACAGUUUGUCAGACCUUGACUCUGGAUCAGUCUCUCCUCUUUUCCUCAAAUUCGUUAGAGAGUCUGACAAGUACCGCUCAUACUUUUCUUUCUUCAACCUCGCACACACCCAUAAGGACAAGAGUAGCUGGAACAAGUGGCGCACAACUGAAGAGUGGUCAAAAUGGAAGGAGUUUUCCCAAAAACAUAGUGACCUUAAGGAACUGACCGAAGCCUUGAGUAAGCAGGAAGAGGAAUACAAGGACAAGGAUAUGAAGGAAGAAUAUGUGGUCCACCAGCCUUCAGAAGGAUUCACGAGAUUCGAGGGAAGCACUGAAGACGAGCUUGAGAAGUUCCUAUCACGUGAAACUCUACCGCUAUUUGCUGAAAUUGACCAGGAAAACUACAUGAGGUUCAUCACCUCCGGAAUGGAUUUGGUCUGGUUCUGCGGUACAAAGUCAGAUUAUGACAAGUAUAAGGAUGUAUUCACAAAGGUGGCUCGUGUUCUCCGCCACCAAAGCACCUUUGUCUGGGUUGACUCAGAUAAGUUUGGAACUAUAAAAGAGGUCUUCUUACUCACCCAACUGCCAGCAGUGGCUUAUCAAACACCCACCGGACGUUAUCUCUUACAACCAAAUCAACAACAAUCUGUGAAAGAAGCAAAGUCGUACAAUUUUGACACGUUUGACUCACUUCUUGACUUCUACCACGAUGUGAAGAUGGGAUUAGUACCAAAAUCAGUAAGAAGUGAAGAGGAACCGAAGGAAAAUGACGGUCCAGUCAAGGUUGUUGUCGGAAACACCCUUGAGAAGCUGUUUGACUCAAAGAAGAACGUUUUGUUGAUGAUCCACGCGCCGCACUGCCAGCACUGCAAGAACUUCCUGCCUGUGUACACGGAGUUCGCAACUGUGAACAAGGACAACGACUCGCUGAUUGUGGCCAGCUUCAACGGUGACGCAAACGAGUCGAGUAUGGAGGAGGUCAACUGGGACUCCUUCCCAACUCUGCUCUAUUUCAAGGCAGGCGAACGAGUUCCCGUGAAGUUCGCCGGAGAACGCACUGCUGAAGGCCUCAGGGAGUUUGUCACGCAAAACGGCGGGUUCGUCGAAGAUAUCCACACUGAACUAUAACCUGUAAAAAAAUUCCUCAAUAUAUUUCAUACAUUCA
Messenger RNA from Theileria parva strain Muguga, 1824 nucleotides. It is a transcript of the gene pdiA, whose product is annotated as Thioredoxin family protein. Lineage: Eukaryota; Apicomplexa; Aconoidasida; Piroplasmida; Theileriidae. Gene Ontology annotation, cellular component: endoplasmic reticulum. The transcript has 4 exons. The coding region runs from base 171 to 1787 and encodes 538 amino acids. Gene Ontology annotation, molecular function: protein disulfide isomerase activity. Gene Ontology annotation, biological process: protein folding; response to endoplasmic reticulum stress. The record is from RefSeq and is a predicted model, not a curated record.